Messenger RNA from Hevea brasiliensis (rubber tree), 952 nucleotides. Its product is annotated as pectinesterase QRT1. Gene Ontology annotation, molecular function: pectinesterase activity. Bases 269 to 952 code for a protein of 227 amino acids. Gene Ontology annotation, biological process: cell wall modification. The transcript has 4 exons. Lineage: Eukaryota; Viridiplantae; Streptophyta; Magnoliopsida; Malpighiales; Euphorbiaceae. The record is from RefSeq and is a predicted model, not a curated record.
CUGUCAUUAUUUCAGUUCCUUAAGGACUACAACAGAAACACUACCUACGCUCCCUUAUUUAUUACUCCCUCCUGUCUUCACACCCUUUCAACUUCAAGAACUUUUAACUCUCUAGAUAACAACAUUUUUACGUUUACAAUACCUAGUGUGUUCCUGGUUUCUCUGCUUAUUAUCCAACUCUUUUCUGUUUUAGGUUCGCCUAGAACUGCUUUGACGCCAAAAUAAAGGGAUACCCAGAUGCUUGUUAUCGUACAGGACAGGAAUAACUAUGGAAAUGUCUGUUCUUGGUGUUCUUGUUGUGGUUUUCAUGUCUUUUCUGGGUUGUUUUCAACUGGGUUUAUCGCAAAGUGAAGUGUAUAUGAAGGCUUUUAUUACUUGGGAUGACAUGAAGGUAGAUGAGGGUAGAGCAAGGUUGAGUUCUAGAGAUAAUUACAAUCGAAGCCGAGUAAUUGUAGUUGACAAGAAUGGUGGAGGAGAUUCGUUAACAGUUCAAGGUGCAAUAGACAUGGUACCAGAAAACAACAUAGGAAGAGUAAAAAUUUACGUUCUUCCAGGAAUUUACAGAGAAAAGGUACUUGUACCAAGGACCAAGCCAUAUAUCUCAUUGAUUGGCCAGGAAGGCCAAAUCUAUGAUACUAUAAUUACUUGGAACAGUAAAGCUUCUGAUACAGACAGCAAUGGGGUUGAACUGGGAACCUAUAGAUCAGCAUCAGUCACCAUAGAAUCCGACUACUUCUGCGCUACUGGAAUCACUUUUGAGAAUACAGUAGUAGCUGUGCCUGGAGGAUAUGGAAUGCAAGCAGUAGCUUUGAGGGUUUCCGGUGAAAAGGCCUUCUUCUACAAGGUCAGGAUGUUGGGGACGCAGGACACCCUCUUGGAUGAAACUGGAUCGCACUACUUUUACCAAUGUCACAUUCAAGGAAGUGUAGACUUCAUAUUUUGUGGAUUAUAG